Molecule: messenger RNA, 2161 nt
Organism: Nematolebias whitei (Rio pearlfish)
Lineage: Eukaryota; Metazoa; Chordata; Actinopteri; Cyprinodontiformes; Rivulidae
Gene: kif2c
Product: kinesin family member 2C
Exons: 22
Coding region: 23-2143 (706 amino acids)
Biological process (GO): microtubule-based movement
Molecular function (GO): microtubule binding; ATP binding; microtubule motor activity
Source: RefSeq, a predicted model, not a curated record
GCGACAAACACAGUAAGCUAACAUGAACGGUAACCUGUCGAAACUUGUUGGAAUGAAGGUUCAGAUCAGCCGCAGUGAUGGUCGAGUCCACUCGUCGACUGUGAAGUCCGUUGAUGAAAACAAGUCUACAGUGAUGGUGGAGUGGUUGGAGAGAAAUGCAUGCCGAGGAAAGGAGGUGGAAGUGAGCGAUCUCUUCAGUCUAAAUUCAGGCCUUUUUGAGCUUGUAAAAUCUUUUACCAACAAGAUAUCGGAGACGGCUGAGACACCAGCUGAUAUUCUAGAAACAAGAUAUGAGGGUCGAUUGCGCUCAUCCAGGAUUCCUGCUCUGUCUGCCUCUGCUACUCUGGCAAGCCCAAUGGUUCAAGAGUCAGUUUCCACUCGGUCUCGGCAGACUUGCUUGUUCCAAGCCUCGGGACCCGUUCAAGCACCUGGUUCAAGUGUGAUGUCGUCUUCAGGAAAUCCCGAGACCGUUCAGUCUGAUUUUGAUCCAUCGUCGCUCCCGACAAGCUCCGCACUUUCUAACCGUCAGCGCAGAGAAAAUGGCACUAGAGCAGGACCAUCUCUGCCAUCAUCAGUUCAUGAUGCCAGAAAGGAAAGUGAAGCUGAGCUCAUGCCUCCUCCGCCUUUAGCCAAAGGCAGAAGGAAAUCGAUGGCUGCUCAGGAAAUGAACAAAAGCAACAAAAGGCUGUCUAAUGUGAAGUCCUUUGACUUGACAAACAAGAAGGGAAAGUUCUCAGAAGCAUCUAGACCAAACCAGAAGUUCUUUGAGAUGAUCCAAGAUUACAGAGAGACUUUGGAAAUUUGUCCACUAUCAACAACGGACCUGACUGAACCACAGAAGAUCUGUGUGUGCGUUCGCAAACGGCCUCUAAACAGACUUGAGAAUACGAAGAAGGAGAUAGAUGUGGUGUCCGUACCUGGAAACGGUACCUUAUUGGUCCAUGAGCCAAAACAUAAGGUGGACCUUACCAAGUACUUGGACAACCAAGUCUUCCACUUUGACUACUCCUUUGAUGAAAACAGCACCAAUGAACUGGUCUACAAGUUCAGUGCUCAGCCCUUGGUGAAGUCCAUUUUUGAAGGUGGUAUGGCAACUUGUUUUGCUUAUGGCCAGACAGGAAGUGGUAAGACCCAUACAAUGGGAGGUGGUUUCACAGGAAGGCACCAGAACAGUGCCACAGGAAUUUAUGCCUUUGCAGCCCAAGAUGUUUUCACCUACCUCACGCACAGAAAAUAUGCUCAUCUGGAUUUGUCCGUCUAUGUCAGCUUCUUUGAGAUUUACAAUGGCAAGGUGUACGACCUGCUCAACAAGAAGGCCAAGCUCCGUGUUUUGGAGGAUGACCGACAGCAGGUUCAGGUGGUGGGGCUCGAGGAGGUCUGUGUGUCCACAGCAGAAGACGUCAUCAAGAUGCUACAGAUUGGCAGUGCAUGCAGAACGUCAGGCCAGACUUCUGCCAAUGCCAACUCGUCACGCUCUCAUGCUGUCCUCCAGAUUGGACUCCGGCGCAAUGACCGCGCCGCCACACUUUACGGCAAAUUUUCAUUGGUUGAUCUGGCUGGCAAUGAGCGUGGCACAGACGUCAGCAGCAAUGACCGCAGCACUUUGGUUGAGACCGCAGAGAUCAACCGGAGCCUACUGGCUCUCAAGGAGUGUAUCCGUUCUCUGGGAAGGAACAGUGAUCACAUUCCUUUCCGAAUGAGCACUUUAACCAAAGUGCUCAGGGAUUCUUUCAUUGGAGAAAAGUCCAAGACAUGCAUGAUUGCCAUGGUGUCUCCAGGCAUGGCUUCUUGUGAAUACACCAUGAACACACUACGUUACGCAGACAGAGUGAAAGAGUUGAAUGGCAACUCCAAAACCACUGGAGCACUUAAAGAAAAAGAGGAAAUUAACAGUUCCUCAGAAGAGGAAAGUGUUGGAAACACCAGUGUGCUUGAUGUCAUUUCUGAGGUAACAGAGUUGGAAGAAAAGGUUUACACAGAACUUAAGAGGGCAAGCCAGCUGGCAGAGAAGAUGGACCAAAUCACAUUUAAUAUUGAGGAAGGACUUCCUGACUUGAUGACCUAUUCUCAGAAGUUGAUGGACACACUUUUGGAGCUCCAGUCAAAAAUGGCCCAAGAGCGCAAGGCGAGGAUGAAACACUGAGGCUGAGAAUGAACACCC